AUGCUGAGGAAAGGUCUCCAGAACGCCCUUCUGGUCCGGCUCGCCCGGCCCCUCAACGGCGGGCGCAUGAGCAAGAACAAGGUGAACAAGAUAUUCCAGGUGCUGAUCCGGUCGUGCUUCGUGCUUCACUCCCGGGGGGGGCACGCGGACGACGUCGAGCACGACGGGGGGUUUCCCUGCCAGCGCGGGCCAGCGGCGGCUGGGGGCGACGGCUACCAUCAAGUUCACGGCGGUGGAAGCGGCAGCCUCACCGAGAACAACUCCCUGGGUAGCGGCGGCGGCAGCCACCAGCGACAGACCCUCGGGCGGCCCGCCUGGCGUCCCUCGACGCAAGAAGAGGUGGUGGUGGGGGCGGUCACCGCCGCCGCUGCUGCCGUCGGGAACGGCAGCAGCGGGGCCGGCGGCAACAACAACAACAACGACGGGAGCGGCUCCCGGUACGGUGGUUCAGGCGCCGCUAGCCCUGGCGCCACUGGCGGCGGUCACAGCGGUGGGGAGACCGCUGCCGGUCCCUCCCAGCAGCCGUUCUCGCUGGACACGGAGAUGGACUGGACCGCGACCGGCGAGCUGGUGCCGCGGCGACACCUGGUGAGGGUCGGGGGCGGAGCAGCGGAGCUAAUGGACAAGACGCUGACCCCUUCCCCUAGCGUAGCCGCGGCCGCAGCUGAGUGGGAAGGUUGCUACGCCUGGGCGAGAUCCAAGGCGGCAGCGGUUACCCCCGACGAGAAGCGUGCCUGCGCCGGUAGCGGCGACUCGGACCUCAGCCUCACCCCCGAGGAGGUGAGGGUGUUCAGCAGGACCGGCAUCCUCCCGUGCGCUGCUUCGUCUCCCCCGGUGCGGCCCUCUUUCCGCGCGGCGGUAAGGACGGCGGCGGCGGCGGCAGCGGCGGCGGCGGCUGCUGGCGGCGGCGGCGGCGGAGGGGGUGGCGCGGCCUACAACUUUCCGUCGCCGAGUGCUGACAGGGACAUCCUUCGGAGGCUGAGCCUGUCCCCCGCAAGCGCGAAGAGGGACCUCCGCAGAAGCGUUUCCAGCGAAGACCUAUUGGCCGGACUCCGGAUACGGGAUGGCCCCGACUUUCCCUUCGGACCCGAGGGGGGGGAGGCGAUGAUGGCGGACGACUCGCAGGGAGGCAGGAGCGCCCCGGGGGGCCACAUGGGCAUCGGCCUCAUGUUCGAUGAUACCCCCCGAGAUGGCAUGACGCGGGCGAGCACCGCCGCCCCUAGCUCCGCCCGAGGUGCUACCGCGUGCGAGGGCAGCAGCAGCAUCGGUAGCGGGGGCCAAGGCCACCCGACUAGCGACGGCGGCGGCGGGAGGGGGUUGGGGGUUGGGGUGGGGGAGUUCGAGCAAGAGGAGGACGAGUCGUCGGCGGGUGCGGUGUGCGAGCUGCGCGAGGACGUGGGUUCGGUGGAGGAGGUGAUUUUGACCCACAACGCUUUCAUCCGGAAGGUCGCCACGGAGGCUGGGAUACGGUGA
Molecule: messenger RNA, 1473 nt
Organism: Ectocarpus sp. CCAP 1310/34
Lineage: Eukaryota; Phaeophyceae; Ectocarpales; Ectocarpaceae
Source: the annotation of a GenBank genome assembly